Scomber japonicus (chub mackerel) is the source of this 2415-nucleotide messenger RNA. RefSeq names its product protocadherin alpha-8-like. Gene Ontology annotation, biological process: homophilic cell-cell adhesion. The coding region runs from base 1 to 2415 and encodes 804 amino acids. The record is from RefSeq and is a predicted model, not a curated record. NCBI's taxonomy places the organism in Eukaryota, Metazoa, Chordata, Actinopteri, Scombriformes, Scombridae. Gene Ontology annotation, molecular function: calcium ion binding. The transcript is spliced from 3 exons. Gene Ontology annotation, cellular component: plasma membrane.
AUGGAACAAAGAGGAUGCGAGGCAAGAGGGGCAAGAAGACGGUGGAUCGGAUACGUGGUUGCUGUGCUUUUGUGGAGUGUGACAUCGGCGCAAUUAAGAUAUUCAAUCUCGGAGGAAGUUAAGGAAGGGACUGUUGUCGGGAAUAUAGCGAAUGAUUUGGGAUUAGAUAAAAUCACGUUGAAAGACAGGAAGUAUCGGAUUGUUUCUAGUGCCGUGGAACCUCUUUUCCAUGUAGAUCAGAACAACGGCAUCCUGUACGUAAGCAGAAAAAUUGACAGAGAAGACGUAUGUGAAAGGAGCAGUACGUGUUUAAUAAAUCUAAAAACAGUGUUAGAAAACCCACUGGAGGUGCAUUAUGUUGGAGUGGAAGUUGUGGACAUAAAUGACCAUUCACCCAGUUUCACAGAGAAAGAGAAAACGCUGGAGAUUUCAGAGUCUGUUUUACCUGGAGUACGUAUUCCGCUAAAAGCUUCACGAGACCCAGACGGAGGUCUUUUUUCGGUUCAGCAAUAUAAACUUAGCACCAAUGACCACUUCCGUUUAGAAGUUAAGGAUAAGGGAGAAGAUGGUAAAAUACCUAUAUUAAUUGUGCAAAAAUCGUUGGACAGAGAGGCAGCAAGAAGCCACUCGUUAGUGCUGACGGCGCUGGAUGGGGGGAAACCUCCGAAAUCUGGUGACAUGAAUAUUCUAAUUAAUGUUUUAGAUGUUAAUGAUAACGUGCCUGUUUUCACUAAAGAUGUUUAUUCUGUGAUGCUCGAUGAAAAUGCUCCAAUAGGCACAACAGUCAUACAAGUGAAUGCAACUGAUUUAGAUGACGGCCUGAACGGAGAGGUGGUUUACUCAUUUAGCAAUAGUGUGAGUCAUAGAUUAUUAAAUAUUUUUGAUAUCAAUCCAUCAACUGGGGAAAUAAUUGUGAAAGACAGUAUCGACUAUGAGGAGAAGGACAGAUAUGAGAUUGAAAUCCAAGCGUCAGAUAAAGGUUUUGCUCCUCUGGCCACACAAAAAAGCGUCAUUAUAAAGAUAGUUGACGUGAAUGACAAUGCACCUGAGAUUGAGGUUACGUCAUUCUCGAGCGCCAUCCCUGAAGAUUCCAGACCUGGAACUACAGUUGCACUUAUCAGUGUAAAUGAUUUAGACUCUGGACUAAAUGGAAAAGUUAUUUGUUCAAUAAGUGAGGAUGUUCCUUUUGUUUUAUCGCCAUCUUUACAAGACAAAAUGUAUUCGUUACUAACAAAGUCGCCUCUGGACAGAGAGAACCAGUCUCACUAUAUCGUAACAGUAGUUGCAAAAGACUGUGGCCAGCCCUCGUUAUCAUCUGAAAUGACGAUAAGCGUUGUGGUGUCAGAUGUGAAUGACAACAGGCCAGAGUUUUCACAGAGUCCCUACACUUUCUAUGUGACCGAGGGAAAUGAUCCAGGAGCCUCUGUGUUUUCAGUUAAAGCUUUUGAUCGUGAUGAGAACAACAAUGCGGAAGUUUCCUAUCAUAUUUUCAGAGAUGGAAGCGAAGAAAAUAAAUUGGCUUCAUUUCUAAACAUAAAUAUUGAGAAUGGAGAUAUUCUGGCACUAAAAAGUUUUGACUUUGAAACUCUGAAAACGUUCCACUUCCAAGUUGUCGCCACUGAUUCUGGAACUCCGUCACUAAGCAGCAACGUCACAGUGAACGUGUUCAUUCUGGAUCAGAACGACAACGCUCCAGUCAUCCUGUAUCCAGUCAGCUCCAACGGCUCUGCUGAAGGUGUGGAGGAGAUUCCCCGCAAUGUCAACGCAGGACACUUGGUGACUAAAGUCAGAGCCUAUGACGCUGAUAUAGGAUAUAACGGCUGGUUACUGUUUUCACUGCAGGAAGUUACUGACCACACUCUCUUUGGUUUGGACCGCUAUACAGGACAGAUCAGAACACUUCGCUCAUUCACAGAGACAGACGAGGCUGAGCAUAAACUGGUCAUACUGGUGAAAGACAAUGGCAACGUUUCCCUCUCGGCAACAGCUACUGUGAUUGUCAAAGUUGUGGAGCCCAAAGAAGCUUUUGCAGCUUCUGAUGUUAAAAGUGCAGCAAAAGAUGAGGAGGGGAAUGACGUGACUUUUUAUCUGAUGAUAACUUUGGGCUCAGUGUCUGUACUUUUUAUCAUCAGCAUUGUUGUUCUGAUUGCAAUGCAGUGCUCAAAAUCCCCAGACUAUACAUCCAAGUAUUUACAAGAGACAAAUUAUGAUGGGACACUGUGUCACAGCAUCCAGUACAGAUCAGGAGACAAACGCUACAUGUUAGUUGGACCCAGGAUGAGUAUAGGAUCUACUAUAGUCCCAGGCAGCCAUGCAAAUACUCUAGUGCUUCCUGACAGGAGACGGGCAUCUGGAGAGGUAAGAGCGCCGACCUCUGAGUUCAAGGGGAGUGUCGCUAUCCGUGGGCUGCAAUAA